This is a messenger RNA of Acytostelium subglobosum LB1, 1182 nucleotides long. RefSeq lists its product as hypothetical. The record is from RefSeq and is a predicted model, not a curated record. Bases 1 to 1182 code for a protein of 393 amino acids. Lineage: Eukaryota; Evosea; Eumycetozoa; Acytosteliales; Acytosteliaceae. The transcript has 3 exons.
AUGAACUCUCUCUUCAUUGUAGUAUACUACUAUGGAAUUGAUGAUCAGUCUCAAUCACAGCCACAAUCACAGUCACAGACACAACAAUAUGGAGAGGACCUGAGUGUAGAGAUUAGAGAUGAUGUAGAUAAUAGUAAAGAUAAAGAGAAGGGGAAGGGAAAGAAGAAGACGACACAGUCUGCUGAUAGGUCUUCAAAGUACUUUACUCAGUUCACCAACUUCUUUAGCGGCAACAAGACCAAGAACAAGGACAAUGGUACUUCCAAACUGGACUCGUCGAGAGAUGUCUCCAGCAGCGAAUCAGAAGUGGCUCUGAAGCCGACCGUCGUCAACUCUGCCAUGCCGUCAAGAAAGUUGAACAGGUCGGCCGUAGCCACGCCCUUUAGCCCAAUCAAUCUGACGCCCUCGGGCAAGAAUCAAUCACACUAUCGGAAGCCACCAAAGAACAGACCGAUGCAGGGCUCAGGCAUGAGCUCCAGUCUCUCAGGUUCGGGCGUCAAGAAGCCCAAGCUCACAUCAAGCUACUACCUUCAAGACAGCAGUGUAUUCUUCUCGGAGCGCACAUUGAACAUACUGCAGACCAUCUUCCACUACCCAUGGAUGGUGCUCAAGAUGAUCAUCUCACCGCGUGCCGGCAUCACCUACCCGUCCAAGGUGAUCAAGCGACGUGUCAAGCUCCUCUCGCUCAUCUCCAUUCUCAUGACCAUCGUCAUGAUCCUGGCGGCCAUCUUCACGACCAAGAUAUGGUUCAUCUUUGUACCGGGCGCAUUGGUGCUGGCCGGCUGCUACGUGCUUAACAAGACCACGCCCUACUACUUUGGCAUCAGCUUCCUGCUGCUAUUUACGUGUGUGGCCACCAAUAUCACGGCGAUCAUCGUGGCCCUAACAAAGUAUAAGCACAUCAGUAUCGAUGGCUCAUUCAUGUUCUCAUGGGACAUACUUGUGAUGAUCAUUGCAGCAGUCCUAUUCCCUCGAAUACUCUACUGUAUCCUCGUCCUCCUAUUCAUAUCAUUCUCAUACAUUGGCCUGGUCAUCUUCAUUGGUGUAUCGCACAACUAUAAUGCAAGGAAUAUAGAUUAUAACUACGACUCGAUUGGCGAACAACUUAGAAGCAUAUUUAUAACAUUGAUAUUUGUUGCUGUUCUACUCGGUCUUGACGGCAAUAGAUCUACGCGAGAUUGA